AUUUUUCUAGGGUCACAAGAAAAAGUAAUGUUUUUUAACAGAAGUGGUAUAUUUGACAGAUAAAUAUCACGUGCGAAUAUACUCCAGACGGUGUCAAGUGGCGACCGUUGGAGGGUUUUUUUCUCGGCUAAAGGAGGCGGCAGUCACCCGAAAGAUGUUCCCAAGGGGCAAAGCCUUUAUCACAGCACAUCUCAGGUAGUGGACACCCAGUUCAAUGUGUAUAUAUCGUCUGUGCUUGCUUCCUGCUGUUUCUUUGAUACCUAGCCCUGUAAGACGUGGAACCUCCGUCUUCUUGCAGCCUCUUGCAGCGAAAAGGAAGGAACUCCACUGUGCCUGGGUUUGAAUUUUUCCAUUUAGCUCACUUUUCUCCUCUUGGAGCUAAAAGGCCAUGCCAGUGAACGUCCUCCGUUUCAUUCUUCAAAACAUUGUCAUUGUACUUUCUUUGUUCAAUACCUGGAUUGGGUGCUCUAUUGUUUUCUCCAUUUCCUCCUACAGUCCUACUUUCUCCGUUUUCCUGUACCAAAACGUCAUCGUUAUAUUUCACCGGAUCCCCCUUCUCCGAGGAAGGGAUAUGCUCACUGUUGAUAGAAGCACCGUACCGAACAUUGUUGAAAUCGAUAAGAAUAGGGUUUCAGUGAAGUGGUAGAACUGUUGAAUUGUUGAAAUCGAUCCUACACAAACAUUUUAAAUUAUACUGCCAAACAGGCUCCUAGUUUUGCAGAAUUGUUGCACGUUUGUGUAGGAUCGAAGCUAUUGGAACUUGGAGAGGUGAAGGUUUUGUGAGUAUGAUAAGAUUCUCCCAAUCCAAUUCCAGGACUGUAGUCUUCAACAAAACUGUUGUAUGUACUUUAAAAUUUGAAUUGCGUGAAAUGCAGGCUGGAUAGAAAAAUCAUAUCGGAUUCUUGGAAUGGGUUGAUCCAUGGGUAUAUAUGGUGGUGAAUGAGAAAACUUGGAGAAACACAUCAAUACGGAAUGAGGCCGGAUGGCUUUACUUUUGGUCCUUUGAAUCUUUGAUGUCUAGAUUUCUAUAAAUGGAGUCCAGUACUGAGAAAAAACCUGGAUUGAAGACAAUAGUCAGCCAAGAGAACUUGCUGGUUCGUCCCCGCUUCUUGCAAAACAAUAUGGUUUAACAUUCUUCGCCGCCAUGUCCUCUGCAAACCGACAUCAUUUGGACUUUCUGCGUUUAUUAGAUUCAACUGCUCCAGAUCCUAAAUGCAACAAAAAUAAAAGCAAAACCAAAAUUGUACACUAUGGACUUUCAAUCCCUCCAUUUCAUCUUCAGCAAAAGACCCCUUUGCCUAUUCCCAUUUUCAUAAUCUUUGCGCUAAUCAUCUCAGUUGUCUCAAUAUGUUGCAUUAACCAACAAAGUCUGGUACGGUAACAUAAUUCACAACAAAAGGGAUAAAAAUGUGGUAAAAGUCAUUAAAAGAGGAUGCAUGAUUCCAAGUCAGUUUGAAGUUGAACAUUGAAACUUCACAUACCGUACUUGUUCAAUCCUUUGAAAUUAAAUCAUAGGGCACUGCACAAAAGAAGCGGCUGUAAGUGAUGUUUAUUAGGCCCUUCUCUGAGGCUGCUGGAAACAAAACCCUAGGCGGUUCGGCCCAGCCCAUUAGCAGGGCCAAUUAGAUUCCCACCGCCUAUAUGGCUAUAUUACGCCUCAGGCCCUGAACCCCGAGUCUACAAAAAAACAAGAAGACAGGAAAGGGAUAAGAAGGGUUUCAUUCGUCUCUGGUUUCACUCUUCUCACUUCUCAGAACGCUUAACACAGUAAGCACUCUUUCCCUGCUUUUCUCUCUCUGGAUUCAGUUUUUAUGUACAGAGCCCAUUCAAGUAUCUGUUACUUUGUUUCAAUCAACACUUUGUCAUGAACUUCUGAGUUCAGUUUGACCUCUGUUAUAAUACGAGUAGGAUUGACUAUGGAUUUGAUAGUACCCGUGAGCCAAACCCAUGAGGGGCUUUACUCAUUGCAGCAUGUUCAUAGGGAGAACACAACAAAAACCUGUUUGGGGACGAGGGCUAGGUUUCGCUCAAACCUUGUUUUAGGGUACAAAGCUCGCUUUCUUGCUUUAUCUGAUGGUACAAGCAAUGAGUGUAAAAAAAUCGGGGGGUCUCGAAACCAGAGGCGAAACCAAGUUUUUGCCGCCCUGAGAGCUGAUACAUUUAGUUCCAAUGACAAAUUGCCAUAUGCUGAGAAAAACCAGCACGUUCAUUUGAGUGGUGGAAAUUACACAUCAAAUUCCUCAAGCAGUAUUGAGGAACAUGAGAGUAAUAAUCAUCUUCGUCGAUUGGUUAGAAAUGGGGAAUUGGAGGAUGGGUUUAAAUUUCUUGAGAGUAUGGUUUAUCGGGGUGAUAUUCCUGAUAUCAUACCGUGCACAAGUUUGAUUAGAGGGUUUUGUCGUAUUGGUAAGACCAAGAAGGCCACUUGGGUUAUGGAAAUUCUGGAACAGUCAGGGGCGGUUCCUGAUGUUAUAACUUACAAUGUUUUGAUUAGUGGGUAUUGCAAGUCAGGGGAGAUUGAUAAUGCUCUACAGGUGCUUGACCGAAUGAAUGUUGCUCCCGAUGUUGUUACAUAUAAUACCAUUUUGCGUACUUUGUGUGAUAGUGGCAAAUUAAAGCAAGCAAUGGAAGUUCUUGAUCGGCAAUUGCAAAAAGAGUGUUAUCCUGAUGUGAUAACAUACACCAUUUUGAUUGAAGCAACUUGCAAGGAAAGCGGCGUUGGGCAGGCAAUGAAGCUCUUAGAUGAGAUGAGGAAUAAAGGUAGUAAGCCUGAUGUUGUCACUUAUAAUGUUCUUAUUAAUGGGAUUUGCAAGGAAGGGAGGUUGGAUGAAGCAAUCAAAUUCUUGAAUAAUAUGCCAUCGUAUGGUUGCCAACCUAAUGUGAUUACCCAUAAUAUCAUUUUGCGGAGUAUGUGUAGUACGGGAAGGUGGAUGGAUGCCGAGAAACUCUUAUCUGACAUGCUUCGAAAAGGAUGUUCUCCUAGUGUUGUCACCUUCAAUAUCUUGAUUAACUUCUUGUGUCGGCAGGGACUAUUGGGCAGGGCGAUUGACAUUUUGGAGAAAAUGCCUAUGCAUGGAUGCACUCCUAAUUCAUUGAGCUAUAAUCCAUUGCUUCAUGGGUUUUGCAAAGAAAAGAAGAUGGAUAGAGCAAUUGAAUAUCUGGACAUAAUGGUGUCUCGGGGGUGUUAUCCAGAUAUUGUGACCUAUAAUACUUUGCUCACUGCUUUAUGCAAAGAUGGGAAGGUUGAUGUUGCAGUUGAGAUUCUUAAUCAGUUAAGUAGCAAAGGUUGUUCUCCUGUUUUAAUAACUUAUAAUACAGUUAUUGAUGGGCUUUCAAAGGUGGGGAAAACGGAACGAGCCAUAAAGUUGUUGGAUGAGAUGCGCAGGAAGGGUCUCAAACCUGAUAUAAUUACCUACUCUUCGCUUGUCUCAGGGCUUAGUAGAGAAGGAAAGGUUGAUGAAGCCAUUAAGUUUUUUCAUGACUUGGAAGGAUUAGGUAUCAGGCCCAACGCAAUCACCUAUAAUUCUAUCAUGUUGGGACUGUGCAAGUCUCGGCAAACUGAUCGGGCCAUUGACUUCUUGGCUUAUAUGAUAUCCAAGCGAUGUAAACCCACUGAAGCUACAUACACCAUUCUCAUUGAAGGUAUUGCAUAUGAAGGUUUAGCCAAGGAAGCUCUGGACUUGUUGAAUGAGCUGUGCUCCAGGGGACUUGUGAAGAAAAGCUCAGCAGAACAGGUGGCAGUCAAAAUGUAACCUGGAGUACAUGCCAGCUUUUACUCUUGGACGAGUAGUCUCUGGUAAAUUAUGCCCUUGGAUUUGGCUUGUCUUGAUUUCUUUCCCAAUCAUUUCCUAGAUGUCGGAUUAUUAUUAUUUUUAAUUUUCUUUUUGCAGCAAGCAAGAUCCAAGGUUAAUUUUGUUAGAUAACAACCCACAUAAUGUAGCCUUUUCCUUACUAUGUUUGGUUUCAGGUUAUAUUUGGUACUCUCGUGAAUUUUUUUUUACUUGGUUGUCACGCUUUAAUCUACAUACGGAUACCCAUUCGUACUUGCCUUGUUC
Vitis vinifera (wine grape) is the source of this 4052-nucleotide messenger RNA. Its product is annotated as pentatricopeptide repeat-containing protein At1g09900. Gene Ontology annotation, molecular function: protein binding. The transcript has a single exon. NCBI's taxonomy places the organism in Eukaryota, Viridiplantae, Streptophyta, Magnoliopsida, Vitales, Vitaceae. The record is from RefSeq and is a predicted model, not a curated record. The coding region runs from base 1917 to 3749 and encodes 610 amino acids.